This is a messenger RNA of Prosopis cineraria, 677 nucleotides long. RefSeq lists its product as uncharacterized. Gene Ontology annotation, molecular function: ubiquitin protein ligase activity. The transcript has 3 exons. Gene Ontology annotation, biological process: protein ubiquitination. Bases 1 to 453 code for a protein of 150 amino acids. The record is from RefSeq and is a predicted model, not a curated record. NCBI's taxonomy places the organism in Eukaryota, Viridiplantae, Streptophyta, Magnoliopsida, Fabales, Fabaceae.
AUGUGUUAUAACUGUACCCAUCCUAUGCAAAUUACUGUGAUAGAUGGAGAGAAGUUCUUUCGAGAGCAUCCGUAUGUGACUGAUCGCCCUCAAGACCUUCCUCUAUCUCUCAACGCAUUGGGUUUUCUUGAUUCUCUCCCUUCGGCAGAGCUUUCUGAGGAGCAUUAUGAAUGCCCUAUAUGCCAAGAAAUCUUAGAAGCAGAAGGUGACGUGAAAAUGGCCCCAUGUGGGCACACUUUUCAUCGGAUUUGCCUUGGUCGAGCCGUGGAUCAUACAAAUGGGACUUGCCCAAUAUGCCGUCGCCAUUUUCUGUCAGAUGAAAAUAAUGAGAAUUCUGAAGGCACAAAUGCUCCUGGUGGGAGCGAGGAGAAUGUUCAGCCUGAUGAAAAUGACAGUGAAGAUAACGAUGGAAAUGAGGAGACCGAUUCUGAAGAGAAUGAUGGUGGAAAUUAAGUAAUGGUGGUGGAUCUCUAGCUUGUGGUGUAUUUUUGUUGAUAGUUAAUUUAAAGUUUGUGUCUUCUUAGGCUAAUAUUCUACUUCUGUAAAACUUAGCUAGGAACUUGGGGACCAGAGUUGUCUAUUAGGUUUGGUUUGUCAUGUUUGUAAUCUGUAAACCUGCUUGUAUGUGUUUACUUUAACUUUGUUAAAUGAAAUCUCCGUAGCUAAAAUUAGGAAAA